This is a messenger RNA of Papilio xuthus (Asian swallowtail), 4583 nucleotides long. It is a transcript of the gene eys, whose product is annotated as eyes shut. Gene Ontology annotation, molecular function: calcium ion binding. The record is from RefSeq and is a predicted model, not a curated record. The transcript has 21 exons. Gene Ontology annotation, cellular component: protein-containing complex; plasma membrane. Gene Ontology annotation, biological process: heterophilic cell-cell adhesion; establishment or maintenance of epithelial cell apical/basal polarity. Bases 1 to 4575 code for a protein of 1524 amino acids. Lineage: Eukaryota; Metazoa; Arthropoda; Insecta; Lepidoptera; Papilionidae.
AUGUUUCUCAAGAAUGAUUUAGAAUUUCGAGCGUUGUGUUGGACGCUAGCACUCAUACCAGUGGUGUCUGCUGGCAUCGCUUGCCUCAGCAACCCGUGUCUGCACGGCAUAUGUAUCGAUGACCUCAACAGUACCUACAUGUGCUACUGUAUAGAUGGGUACACUGGUGUACACUGUCAAACCAACUGGGACGAAUGCUGGUCGGGUCCCUGCCAGCACGGCGGCACCUGCCUUGACGGCAUCGCCUCUUACAACUGCACAUGUCCUGAAGGAUUCAUUGGUGAUAAUUGCGAGACGAAUUUCAAUGAAUGUGAAUCGAACCCAUGUCUAAACAACGGUACAUGUAUCGACAUGACGAACGAGUAUGUCUGCCAUUGCAUGCCCGGCUUCUCCGGUGACCAUUGCGAGGUGGACGCCGCGGUGUGCGAUGGUGACGAGGUGCGAUGUCACAACGGUGGACAGUGUGUUGAAGGACCUGGGUAUAAGUUUUAUUGUAGGUGCUCGCCAGGCUGGGCGGGUAAGUUCUGUGAAGAUCAAAUAGACGAAUGUGAAUCUAAUCCAUGUCAAAAUGGAGGAAUGUGUAUUGAUAUACACGCGGAUUAUAUGUGUGCUUGUGCUUAUGGAUUCACAGGUAAAAGUUGCGAAGUUCAGAUAGAGUUCUGCGAUGAUAAUUCUUGCAGCAAUGAUGCUUUGUGUGUUGUGGAGGACGACGUUAGAGUUUGUUAUUGUGUACCCGACUACCACGGGGAAAGAUGCGAAUUGCAGUACGAUGAAUGUUUACUCGGACCAAGAUGUAUGAAUGGCGGUACUUGUAUAGAUGGAGUUGAUAACUUUACCUGUUCCUGUCCACCGAAUCUUACUGGCACGUUAUGCGAAUGUCUAAUUAUAAAUGAGGAUCAUAUCGAUUGUGAAUAUGUUAGUCCUACAACAUUGUAUAAUAUAACAGCGUCAGUGCACACUACAAAUACUGAAAAAAUAACUACAGAAGUUAUUUCAACUGUUCCAACAACGAUUAACAAUACUUCAAAUGACUUGACAUCUCAAAGUGAACCUUGGACCACUACUAUAGUAGAUUUUACUUCAAGUACAGAAGCCAUAUCGCAAGCAAUAGGUGAAAAAACAAGCAGACAAGAAACAACUACACUUUCAUAUUCAAAUACAUCUGAAACCGAAGAAACUACGACAAGUACUACUGAAGUUUUCACAUUAGUACCACAAACACAAAAAACUAUAAGUUCGGAGGAUUUUAAAACAGAAAGUACGUGUAAAGACACUUGCGAUAAAGUACCUGAACAUACUUUAACUACUUUCAGCGAACUUGAAGCGACAUUGUUCAACAAUCAGACAUCAAUAGCAGUUACAUAUCCAACAAAAGUAACCACUGAAUCCCAAAAUCAAACUACAACAGAAAUAACUACUUUAACUUCUACGGAAUCAACAACUAAAACUACAAUUGAAGAUAUAACAAUUCCAACAACGAUUUCAAACAAGAUAGAUACUACAGAAAAAAUGUUCACAGAUGUACCAACAGAAUAUUCAUCAACAGAUGCUUCUGCUUAUACAACUGAAUCAGUUGAAACCACAACAUUAUUUGAUAAUGCAACUCACGUUUACACAACUGUACAAUCAGAAUGCACAGACUCCAUUUGCAACAACCACGGAAGCUGCGCCAAUACUAUACACGGUAUUAGAUGUCAUUGCUUAUUCAACUAUGGAGGAAGAUUCUGUGAAGAGAAAUUAAGAAUAACAACUGCUGCUUUCGGAGGGAAUUCAUAUAUAGUACAUCGUUUAAUCAACACAACAUCGAUUAGUAUAGAAUUCAGUGCAAAAACAUUAAUCACCGAUGGUCACAUAAUGCACGUAGAUAUAGCUAGUGGGGCGUACAUGGAAUUAUUUUUAAAUUCAGGAUUAUUAAAAUUUAAAUUUUCUUGUGGCUACCAAACAAUGCUAUUAAGUGAAUUAAAAACUUAUGUCAACAAAGGAUAUCAAAUGAAGAUAGAAACAAGAUUAGAUUUAUAUUUAAAUCAGCAACAAUGUAAUGCAACUCUUCAUUUGAACGAUACAGUCGCGAUGAGCGGUGGACAGAUUGCUAAUAUAAGUAUAGUAGACCAUGAUAUUAUGCUAUAUUUCGGUAUUGUACCUGACAGUAAUUAUACCAAUAAUAAACCUUUUAUUGGAUGCAUUAAAGAUUUGAAGGUAAAUAACAAGAGUCGGGAAAUAUUUGGUGAAGCAUUUAAUGCUGGCGAAGUGACAGAAUGUUCGUCUCUGUCGUGCUUGUCUGGACCCUGUCUCAAUGGCGGAACUUGCAAUGACCAAGGUGAUGGUUACUCUUGCUCUUGUGCUAAUGGUUGGAUGGGAGAGAACUGCAAGGAGUCAAUUUGUGAACACAACCCGUGUGAAUCUGGAGGCAGCUGCGUCAGGUACCCGGGGAGCGGGUUCCUUUGCCUUUGUCCAUACGGCAAACACGGCAUCUUUUGCGAAUAUAAUGUUGAGAUAACCAGGCCGUCGUUAGCGCCAAUCGCUCCCGGCGUGUCCUCGUACUUGGUGUACCCGCUGUCGGCAGCCGCGCUGAGCUCGGAGCGCUUCGAGCUGCGUCUCCGCUUCCAGACGGCCGACAUGGACCAGAUCGCGCUACUCGCCUUCGUGGGCCAGAGCGGCCGGCACGGAUCUCGCUCCCAACACCUCGCACUCACCUUCGUUAAGGGCUAUCUCAUGCUCACAUGGAAUAUGGGCAACGGUCCUCGUCGGGUGUUCACAUCGCGCGCGGUGGGCGUGCGGCGCGGCGGGCAUGCGGUGCGCGUGUGGCGGCGCGGGCGCAGCGCCGGCAUCAGCGUGGACGGCCGCCACAACGUCUCCGGCAAUGCGCCCGCUCCGCCUCAGCACGACAAGAUGACCUUACUGCCUUAUUUAUAUAUUGGUGGUCAUCCGUCAUUUAACUUCGCGGAAUUGCCGCACGACCUGCCGCUGCACAGCGGAUGGCGCGGGUGCGUGUGGGACGUGAGCGGGCAGGCGGCGGGCGGGCGCGCGGCUGCCGGCCGCGGCGUGGGCCAGUGCGGCGUCGCCCAGUGCACCGCCAGCUCCUGCAACGCACCGCGGGGACUCUGCAUACACUCGCCAGCUACUUACGGAUGCAUCUGUAACGAGGGGUGGUUCGGGCCAACUUGCGCAAGCGCGCAACCGGCGUGUGGGCCGCGGUCGCGCUGCCGCGGCAACUGCGUGCUCAGCGGGGAUGGACGUGCUCAUUGCGACUGCCCCUACGGCAUGACCGGCGAAAACUGUGAACAUGACGUAAUUCCAAUAGACGUAAUGUUCAGCGGCGUGAGAUCGUACCUGCGACUGCUACCGCGGUCUAUAUCCAGCGUCAGUUUGUCUCUGGAGGCGGAAAUAAAGCCGGACAAGGAGCGCGGCUUGCUCAUUCUGGUGCAGACGCCUCACUUCUACACGGCGCUGUCAUUGCAAGGCGGUCUACUGGAGUACCGAUGGACAGAUCGUCUGUCGGGUCUGACGUCGCUGGUGCGCAGCGGUGUGGUGGCGGCGUUGCGGCGGUGGCAGCGCGUACGUGCCGGUCGCUAUGCCGCACGUCUCUACGUGUGGCUGGACGGCGCGCUCAGCACAGAGCCAAUGCUCGCACACGCAUACCCUCACACCGCCAGCGACGCUGAUAUCCUCAUAGGUGGUGCACAAGAUUUAUCAACGGUGCCAUUUGAUGCAAUGUCGGGACCUCCCGAGUCGUAUUCGGGCUGCAUUAGACACCUGCACGUCAACAACGUUCCCUUGCCUUUGGACCAACAGAACAUACGAGACGGUCGCAAUGUGGGCGCGUGCGGAGGCGCUGCGUGCGAGGGCGGACGCUGCCGGCGCGCCGCGUGUGACCCGGCGCGUUGCCGCGCACCACACGGUCAUUGUCGGCGCUCGCGCUGCGUCUGCGCCGCGGGACGCGCCGGUGAACACUGCCAGACGCAUAUCAAUAUAACGAUUCCACAAUUUGGAGGCGACUCGUUGUUGUCAUUGCCGAGACGACAGUUGCGACCUCGUGAGCAGCGCCUCGCCGCCGCCGCCACACACCUCGCCCUCAACUUCACCACAUCAGAGCCAAGCGGACUACUACUAUGGAUAGAUAUGGGUAUUGACUAUCUCGGUAUCGGUAUGGAAAAUGGAUACAUAAAGUUGGUUUGGUCCUUGCAUUGUGACGUCACAGAAGUGGUGAAGCAAGAUGAAAAAUCUUUACCAAUCCGACCUCGAAGACUUUCAAGAAUUCUUCCAAACGUCGGCUUUCUAGCUGAUGGCGAGUGGCACAAGAUUGUACUGGAGUUUGGAAAGAAAAAUAUCACAUUGACCGUCGACAAACAUCUAGCGUUCAUAGAGGAGUCUUGUGAAAGGGACCAAACUAACAAUGUGGACUUGUUUAUAGGUGGAGUAAACGAAGAAGAUAAUCCAGCUGUGAAAACAAUAUUUCCGCAAAACUUUAAAGGAUGCAUCGAUCAGAUAUCAACCCGCGAGGACUCCUUCAUUACAAACUACUCUGAGUUCUACAGCGAGAACGUUAACUCGUGCCAACUCUUUCCGACUAAUUAAUUUCAUAU